Molecule: messenger RNA, 12362 nt
Organism: Phialemonium atrogriseum
Lineage: Eukaryota; Fungi; Ascomycota; Sordariomycetes; Cephalothecales; Cephalothecaceae
Product: BcPKS5, polyketide synthase
Exons: 12
Coding region: 1-12237 (4078 amino acids)
Biological process (GO): secondary metabolite biosynthetic process; fatty acid biosynthetic process
Molecular function (GO): phosphopantetheine binding; 3-oxoacyl-[acyl-carrier-protein] synthase activity; fatty acid synthase activity
Source: RefSeq, a predicted model, not a curated record
AUGGAAUCACCACAGCAGGAGCCCAUUGCCGUGAUCGGCAUGGCAUGCCGCUUCCCGGGAGGCUCGGAUUCUCCUUCGAAGCUCUGGGACCUGCUGCGAUCGCCUCGCGACCUUGUAAAGCGUGUCCCGACCGACCGCUUCGACUCCACGGCGUAUUACCACCCCAACGGCUCCCACCACGGCGCCACCGACUGCCAAGACGCAUAUUUCCUCGACGAGGACCCCGCCGAGGCCGAGGCCAUGGAUCCACAGCAGCGCCUCCUGAUGGAAACCGUUUAUGAUUCGCUGAGCGCCGGCGGGCAGACCAUCGAGGGUCUCCGCGGCUCGCGGACGGCUGUGUACGUAGGCCUAAUGUGCGACGACUGGGCGCAGCUGACCAGCCGCGACUGGGACCUGGUGCCGACGUACGCGGCGACGGGGCUGAGCCGGGCCAUCGUGUCGAACCGGGUCUCGUACUUCUUCGACUGGCACGGCCCCAGCGUCACCGUCGACACGGCCUGCUCGUCCUCGCUCGUGGCUGUCCACCAGGGCGUCGCGGCGCUGCGCAGCGGCGAGUGCCCGGUCGCGGUGGUGGCGGGGACGAAUCUGAUAUUGGCUCCCGGAAUGUGGAUCGCCGAGAGCAAGCUGCACAUGCUGUCGCCUACGGGGAGCAGCAAAAUGUGGGAUGCCGCGGCCGACGGCUAUGCCCGCGGCGAGGGCGUUGCGGCGGUGGUGCUGAAGCCGCUCAGCGCGGCGCUGAGGGACCGGGACCACAUCGACUGCGUGAUCCGCGAGACUGGUGUGAACCAGGACGGCCGGACGGCGGGCAUCACGAUGCCCAACGGCAACGCCCAGGCAGACCUCAUCCGCGACACGUACCGACGCGCCGGGCUCGACAUUACCGAUCCGACGCAUCAUCCGCAGUAUUUCCACGCCCACGGCACCGGCACGCCUGCUGGUGACCCGCAAGAGGCUGAGGCCAUCUCGCGUGCCUUUUUCGGAGGCGAUAAAGUCAAGAGUCAGGAUCAGGAUCAGGAUCUGGAUCUGCUCUAUGUGGGCUCGAUCAAGACCGUCAUCGGGCAUACCGAAGGCGCCGCCGGUCUCGCCAGUCUGAUUGGCACUGCUCUGGCCAUACAGCAUGGCAUCAUCCCCGCGAAUCUGCACUUUAAUACGUUGAGCCCUCGCGUCGCGCCGUUCUGCGCCCAUCUCCAAGUUCCCACCAGGGCACAGCCCUGGCCGAAUCCGGGCCCAGGCCAGCCGCGUCGUGCCAGUGUCAACAGUUUCGGGUUUGGCGGCACCAACGCGCAUGCCAUCAUCGAGGGGAUUGACCCUGUAUCAGUCGAGCAGGGGGAGGAGGGGGCUGCCGCCGCGUCACUGUCGACUCCACUCACCGUCUCGGCUGCCUCGUCAUCUGCUCUCCGCGCCAUGCUCUCAGACCUGAGCAGCUACUUGAAGACCAGGCCUGACACCAAUAUGCGCAACUUGGCCCACACACUGCAGGCGCACCGGUCGACGCUCGGCUUCCGGAAGGCCAUCACCUGCAAAACCGUCGGGCAAGCCAUCAGCAGAAUCGACGGCGUGCUCACCGACGAUGCCGACAACAGCCUGUCUUCGCGAUUCUACGACGUUCCCAAACCCAGUAUUCUCGGAAUCUUUACAGGCCAGGGUGCCCAGUGGCCGCGCAUGGGGGCGCAGCUCAUUGAGAAAUCCCCAUACGUCGGCGAGCGGAUUGCCGAGCUUGAGCGUGCCUUGUCCAGCCUUCCCGACGGCGACCGACCUACCUGGACAUUGCGAGAUCAACUCCUCGCCGACGCUUCCGGUUCCCGGCUCUCGGAGGCGGCCAUUGCUCAGCCCCUAUGCACGGCCGUUCAGAUAGUGCUCGUAGACUUGCUCAGGGCGGCAAACAUCCAGCUGCGUGCCGUUGUCGGCCACUCUUCCGGCGAGAUCGCCGCUGCUUAUGCCGCUGGCUUCCUCUCAGCCACCGAUGCAAUCCACAUCGCUUACUACCGAGGUCUCUUUGCCAAGCUGGCUCGGUCCCCGUCGGAUAGCAGCUUGAAAGGCGCCAUGAUGGCCGUCGGCACAUCAUUCGAGGACGCCUCCGAGCUCUGCGAACUGGGCGAUUUUGCCGGCCGCAUCCGGGCCGUCGCCAUCUUCCAGGACGAGGGCCGGUUCGCGCGCCAGCUACGAGUCGACACGGCCUACCAUUCGCACCACAUGGAGACGUGUGCGGCGCCGUACCUCGACGGUUUGGCGAGGUGCAAUAUCACCGUGGGCCAUGGCAAUGGCACGACGUGGUUCUCAAGCGUCGUCGAGGGCGGCCGCGUCAUGUCCAGCGAGGCCGCGCUGCAGUCCCAAUACUGGGUUGAUAACAUGACGAGCCCCGUCCUAUUUGCGCCGGCCAUUGCCGACGCCCACGCCGAGGCCGGGCCCUUCGACAUUGCCCUCGAGAUUGGACCCCAUCCGGCGCUGAAGGGGCCGUGCCUCGACACCAUGGAGGUGGCGGCUGGUCAUCACCGGAUCCCCUACACCGGCCUGCUGGGCCGCGGCAAAGACGACGUGGACGAGCUUGCCUCUGCUCUCGGGUUUGUCUGGACGCAGCUGGGCGCCGGAUCCGUCGACUUUGGCGGAUUCGAGGAUGCCAUCUCUGGCGACGACGCCUCCUCGCACCCGAAGCGCGCGGCGGUGGUGGCGGAUCUUCCCACGUAUCCCUUCGACCACCCGCGCUCGUUCUACACGCUCACUCGCUUCUCGGGCGGCACUCGCAACGUGCACGCGCCGCCGCACCCGCUGCUCGGCCGACGGUGCGUCGAGUCGGAGACGGCCGACGAGGUCGCGUGGCGCAACAUCCUGCGGCCGACCGAGAUCAGCUGGCUCCAGGGACACCAGUUGCAGGGCCAGACGGUCUUCCCCGCCAUGGGCUAUGUCGCCAUGGCCGUGGAAGCCGCAGCCGCUCUCGCCGCCGGCACCACCACCACCACCACCACCGAAACCGACCGGCGGCCGCUCGGCCUCAUCAGUCUCGAGGAGGUCGUCAUUGGGAGAGCCCUCGCCUUCGGUGACGAGUCGGUCGGCAUCGAGUCCAAGGUCACCAUGAGGACUGUUCGGUCCACGGACGACGAGAUGUGUGCCCAGAUGACCUGUCAUUCCGGCCUGCCCUUCGACAGCGCCACUCCACUUGCCCUGAACUUCAGCGCCACCGUCACCGUCGCCUUCCACGAUCCCGAGCCGGACACGCUGCCUGCCACCCGAGCCGACGAGAUCGGCCUGGCGAGUGCCGAUGCCGAGCGCCUGUACACGCAGUUUUCCAAGCUCGGCUACAACUACAGCUCGACGUUCACUGGCGUGCGGGCGAUCCACCGCAAGAUGGGGUACGCGACCGGCGACCUCGAGGACAAGUCGGGCGACGGCGUGGAGGACCAGCUCAUCAUCCAUCCCGGCUGGCUGGACUCGGCCAUCCAGACGGGCUUUGCGGCCUACUGCCACCCGCACGACAUGCGUCUCUGGGCGCUGCACGUCCCGACGGCCAUCCGCUCCGUCGUCAUCAACCCCUACUUCACCUCGCGGGGCGCGGGCAGGAUUCGGCAGUUACAGUACCAGUCGGUCUCCCGCGAGCCGUCCGAGGCGGCCCCUAUCCUGCUUGACAUCGACAUCUUUGCCAGCAGUCAGGGCCAGGGUCAGGAGCAGGGGCCGGGGCACUCGCAGCAAGCAUUCGUGCAGUUCGAGGGGCUCCAAGUCAAGCCCUUCGCAGCCGCCGGUCCGCGUGACGACGCCGUCCUAUUCGCACGCUUUGACUACAAGCUGGCCGGGCCGGACGCGGUCGCAGCCGUCGGGGGCGACGAGAUCAUGCCGGCCGAGAACGAAGCCGUGAUAGAGACCAUGGAACGCGUGGGCUUCUUCUACCUCCGCCGCGUGCACGACACAAUCACGCCCGCAGAGGCAGCCGCCGCCUUGCCGCACUAUAAGUACCUCCUAGACUUUGCCGGCCGCAUGGUGGCCCUGGUCGAGGCCGGCGAGUUCCCCAACAUGCCGCGCGAGGCCAUGGCCGACACGCCGGCCUUCAUCCGGUCGCUGGUCGCCAAGUACCGCCAGCGCGUCGACAUGCGGGUGCUGGAGGCCUCGGGCGAGCACCUAGUCGCCGAGAUCCGCCGCAACGGCAACAUGCUAGAGCAUCUCAUGGGGGACGACGGCCUGCUGUACCGUUUUUACGAGGAGGGCGCCGGGUUCGACGUCGCCAAUGUCUGGCUCGCCCGCGUCGUCGCCCAAAUCACCCACCGCUACCCGCGCAUGCGCAUCCUCGAGAUCGGCGCCGGCACCGGCGGCUCGACCCGCAUCAUCCUGCCCGUGCUGGGAGACGCCUUUGCGACCUACACGUUUACCGAUGUCUCGGCCGGCUUCUUCGAGCGCGCCCAGGAACGGUUCCGCGACUAUGCCGACCGCCUGGUGUUUGCGACGUACAACAUGGAGCAGCCGCCGGGCGAUCAGGGGUUUGAGCAAGGGACCUACGAUGUUGUGAUUGCAUCCAACGUGCUGCAUGCCACGGGCAAGAUCGACGACACCAUGGCUAACGCCAGGCUGCUCCUCCGCCCCGGCGGCUACCUGGUCGUGUACGAGACCAUCAGCAACAGCUUCAUGAGCAACAACGCCAUCUUCGGUGGCCUACCCGGGUGGUGGGAGGGCGCCGCUGCUGACUCGACUCGGUGCGACGGCCCGUGUCUCACGCUGGACCAGUGGGAUGCUCUGGCGCGGAAGCACGGCUUCGGCGGCAUCGACACGCACACCCCCGUCGAGCACAAGCUGCAGUCGUACUCGGUCUUUGCCUGCCAGGCGGUCGACGACCGUGUUCUCAGUCUGCGCCAUCCUCUUGCCGCGACUACUCCGGCUCCGACUCCGGCUUCCAGUUCCAGUUCCAGCUCCACUGACCACCUGGUCGUGGUUGGCGGGAGCACGGCGGCCGUUGGUCGGCUUGCCGAACAGGUGUGCGCGCUGCUCCGCCCACGCUACACAACCAUCACUCAGCUCACGUCCCUGGAAGAGCUGAGCACAACAAACACGCGCGGCUUGGCCCAGGGGAGCUCAGUCCUCUCCCUCACCGAGCUCGACGAGCAGUUCUUCGAGGCCCGCAGCGCGUCCAAGCUCGAGGCCCUCAAAGUCCUCUGGCGAUACGGCCGCACCGUCCUCUGGGUUACACGCGGCGCGCGGAACCAGAGUCCAUACUCGGCCAUGAUCCUCGGACUGGCGCGUUGCGUGCGCUACGAGCAGCCCCACCUCAACCUGGAGGUGCUCGACUUCGAUGUCACGACGCCGCCGCCGGCGCAGGUCCUGGCCGAGGAGCUCGUCCGCCUCGAACUGGGCGAGCGGUGGAAGAGGGAGGGCGCCAAUCUCCUCUGGGCCGUAGAGCCCGAGGUGCAUCACGUCAACGGCCAGGUGCUCGUCCCGCGCCUGUGCUCGCACGCCGAGGCGAACAGGCGAUACAACACGUACCGACGCGACGUGACCGAGGAAGUCGACCCGCGGGAGAUGACGUUGGCGCUCCAGCCCGUGUCCAACGGGCAGGCGUUCGGUCUCUGCACCGUCUCGCCGCUGCGCCUGCUUCCGGUUAUUCCGGCGGCGGUGGCCCGACGAGGCAAGGGGGGGAAGAUGGUGGUCGAGCUCCGGGUCGACACGUCGCUGCUGCAGGUCCUCAAGGUUGGCGAGGCGGGCUUCUUCAGCCUGUGCGCUGGCGAGGAUGUCGAGACCGGCGAGCCGCGCGUUGCCCUUGUGGAUGUGGCUGUCGAGUCCCACGUGCGUACGCCCGUCGAGUGGACUGUCCGCGUGCCCGAGUCGACGGGGCCUACUACUCUAGGAGCCGUUGCAGCGCACCUUCUUGCGCAGAGCAUUCUUGCCGCGGCGCCGCCCGUCGGUACGGUGCUGGUACAUGAGGCGGACGACAUUCUCAAGGACGCUCUGGAUAAAGAGGCGGCGAGGCAGGGCGUGCGGGUUGUGUUCACGACGAGUGCGGUGGACAAGACGAAGACGAAGACUAAGACUAAGACCAAGGGAGACAUUCCGUAUUCCACCUUCGUCCACGCAAAGCUCCCGAUGCGCCUGGUGCAGAAGGUCGUGCCGUCUGACGUCUCACUCUUUGUCAACUUAUCACCCGCACCCGCAACCGGUGGCGCAGAGCUCCUUGCCCGCUGCGUCCCGCCACACACGGCUACAGCCACUACGGCGAAUUUCGUACGCACACAGCCAGGUGCGUUCCCUAAUGCCGAGAUCGACCAGGCCGGCCAGGCCCUGGAGGCGGCGUGGCAGACUGUGGCCAAGAAUUCCCGGGGUUCGCUGUAUUACAAGGUCGACGUCCCCGUCAUACCAGUCCAGGGCGUAGGCCGCCACUGCGCCGUCCGCGCGUCCCCCUGUGUCAUCGACUGGACGGCCACGUCCUCGGUCCAAGCGUCCCUACGACCCAUCGACGCCGGCACCAUCUUCCGUGCCGACGGUACCUACCUCCUCGUCGGCCUGUCGGGCGACAUCGGGCAGUCGUUGGGCAGCUGGAUGGUGGCCCACGGCGCGCGCUACAUUGUGCUCAGCAGCCGGCGGCCGAAUGUGCACCCGCGGUAUAUCGAGUCGAUCGAGGCCGCGGGCGCCACCGUCAAGGUCGUGGCCCUCGAUGUGUCGCGGCGCGAGUCGGUGUACGAGUGCCAUGACGCCAUCCGCGCCGAGAUGCCGCCGGUUAUCGGAGUCGCCAACGGCGCCAUGGUGCUUGAGGAUGCGCUGUUCGACGACCUCGAGUUUGCGUCGGUAGAGCGGUCGUUCCCGCCCAAGGUCGACGGUAGUGUGCUGCUCGACGAGCUAUUUUACGAUGCGCCUCUCGACUUCUUUAUCAUGCUCACCUCGGCUGCCAAUAUCACCGGCAACACGGGCCAGUCGUCCUACGUCAUGGCCAACCAGUUCAUGACCGCACUGGCGCUGCAGCGGCGCGACGUGCGCCGUGUUCCCGGGUCCGUCAUGGCCAUUGGCAUCCUCCAGGGCCUAGGCUACUUUGAGCACACCGACCUGCUCGAGAAAGACCACUUCGGCCGCAUGGGCUACCGCGACAUCUCCGAGCAGGACCUCCACCAGCUGUUUGCCGAGGCCAUCCUCGCGGGCCGGCCCGGCUGCACGGGGAAUUCCGAAGUUAUCACAGGCGUGGCGCCCUUCCGCGACGGGGGGAACAUACAGGAGCAGCUGAGGACGGACCCCAAGUUUGGCCACUUCGUCCUACAGCACCCGGACGGCGAUGCGGGCCUCCACAAUCUGCCCGGCGGCGGCGGCGGCGGCGGCAAGUUGGCGCGCCUGCGCGCCCGCCUCGCGACGGUCAAGUCGCGCGCCGAGGCGCUCGCCGAGGUCCAGGACGCCUUUGUCGACCGCCUCAAGCGGAUCCUGAUGAUGCCGCCAACCGAGGCGGUCGACCCCCUGGCGUCGCUCAUCGAGCUGGGCACCGACUCGAUCAUGGCGGUCGACGUGCGCGCCUGGUUCCUAAAGGAGCUGGACGUUGACGUGCCAGUGCUCAAGAUCCUGGGCGUGGGCGAGACGGUGGCGUCGCUGGUGGAGGAGGCGGUGCGGAAGAUCCCGGGGACGAUUCUGGAUUUGACCAAGUCGGAAGACGACGCUCCUGCUACAGCUGUGGCACAAAAGCCCAAGGGGAGAGAUGCGGUAAUCUCACUGGAGGACCCGAGCGCCAAGUCGUCGUUGUCGUCGUCGUCGUCGUUGUCGGAUGAUACGGCUUCGAGCGGCUCGCCGGCACCGCAGCCGACGACGCCCAUGACGCCUCCGGAACCGGUGACGGGGGCCAGGACCGACGAGCCCCAUGACAAAGAGCAGCUGAGUCAGGUGCCCGAGACACAAGACCACAAAGAAGGAGACAUGUUAGCUAGCGACUGGCGAAGGGCAAUCGUCGACUCGUCCACCGAACACGCUGAGCCAAUGACUUUCGGCCAGAAACGCUUCUGGUUUCUGAGCCACUACAUCGACGAUCCCACGACGUUUAACAUCGCCUCCCUAGCCAAGCUCGCGGGCCCUCUCCGUGUCCAUGACCUCGCCAGGGCCGUCGACGCGGUGGCGCAGAGGCACGAGGCCCUGCGCACUCGUUUCUUCUGGUCCGACGACGAGGGCAAGACACCCAUGCAGGGGAUCCUGUCCAAGGCUCUUGUACGUCUGGAGACAGCCACGAUCGAGUCUGAGGCCCAGGCGAUUCAAGAACUUGACUCCAUGCGCAACCACGAGUGGAACCUCGGCGACUGGGUCACGCUUCGGAUACGGUUGCUCUCGCUGUUGGGCUCAGACACGGUGCACUACCUGCUCCUGGGCACGCACCACAUCUCCAUGGAUGGCCACAGCAUCAACAUGCUAAUGUUCGACGUCAACCAGGCCUACAGCCACCCCGGCCGUCCGCUGUCCCCGCUCCCCGACGCCUCGCAGGCCCGCGCUUUCGGCGAGCAGCAGCUCCUCGCGUACAGGGCUGGCAGGUUCCAGCCAGCCAUCGACUACUACCGCCGCACGUUCCAAUCCGUGGGUCUUGGCCGCCCCGUCGAGCUGUUCUCUUUUGCCCGCUCACAGGUGCGCCUGCCUCUCGAGAGCUACCGCAACCACCCACCGGACCGGGCCACCUCGUUCCACGGCUACCUUGCCGGUCUGCAGGCACUCGUGUUCCGCCUGCUGCCGGCCGAGACGACGGACAAGUUGGUCAUCGGCAUCGCCGACGCCAACCGGCUUGAUAGUAGGUUUAUGGGCAGCCUCGGGAACUUCCUCAACACGUUUGGGCAGGCCAUCGAGGAGGCCCGCGAGAAGGUGUACGGCGCGCUUGAGCACUCGGCCCUGCCCUUUGAUCUGCUCCUGGACGAGCUGGCCGUGCCUCGGUCUAACGCAUACCCGCCCGUGUGCCAGAUCUUCAUCGACUAUAAGCUUGUUACGAGAGAGCACGCGGAUAUGAGCUGGGCUGGAUGUAAGGUGAGCGACCAUAAGUGGCUCCUGGCGAGGAGCCCGUACGACAUUGCGCUGGAAAUCGUCGAGGAUCAUGAGAGCACCCUGGUGGUGGCCCACGUGCAGGAGGCGCUGUACAGCAAGGAGGCUACAGAUCUAUUCCUGAGGAGCUAUGUCAAUGUCCUGAGCCAGGUGGUCAAGCAGGGCGGCGACAAGGUGAGUGUAGAGAAGCUGGAGAAGUGGGACAAGGCCGAUGUGAAGAAGGCGUUGGAACUCGGGAAGGGCCCUGACCUGCCGCUCGAAUGGCCCGCCACCGUCGCCCACCGCAUCGACCAGGUCAUCGCCCAGCACCCCGACAAUGUCGCUGUGAAGGACGGCUUUGGUCGUAUUUUGACCUACGCAGCGCUAGACGAGCUGGUUGAGAGUAUUGCACGCACCCUCCGUGGGAAGCUGCCUGACCAGAGCCGAGAGCAGUCUGUUGUUGGCGUGUUCCAGACCCCAGCCGCCGACUGGAUUGCCUCCCUGGUCGCCAUCCUUCGUAUUGGCGCCAUCUACCUGCCACUGGAUCUCAAGGUCUCCAUCCCGCGCUUGAAGAGCUACGUCAAGGCGGCGCGGCCGGCAGCCAUCCUGGCCGACACCGAGACGGUGGGACGCACUAAGGAGAUCGGGGUUGAGGAUCCCGUGGCUGUCAUCAAUGUACAUGAUCUCCCCGCCACGGUUGGAGAGAGUAAGGAGCGAAUUACAACGGUAGCCCUGCCCAACCACCGGGCCUACAUCAUCUUCACUAGCGGUUCGACCGGCGAGCCCAAGGGUGUCGUCAUCAAGCAUGCCAGCUUCAGCGCCCUUGCGGAGGGCUUCGUCCGGGAGUGGGACAUGGCCACCCUCGGCCGCGUCGUGCUCCAACAGUUUGCCUUGACCUCGGACGGCUCGUUAAAACAGAUCGUGGCCGCCAUCACCACCGGCGGCUGCCUCCUUGUCGCCCCCGCUGACGCCCGCGGCGACCCGACCGAGCUGACACGCCUCAUGGCUGAGCACGACGUGACUUUCGCCGUGGCGACACCUUCCGAGUGGAGCAUGUGGUUCCGCUUUGCGCCCGACAAUCUGCGCCGCUGCACCACCCUGACUUCUGCCUGGUUUGGCGGUGAGCGGGCGCCCAAGAGCCUUCUGGACUCGUUCCGCAAUCUGAGCAAGGUGCUGCCGAACCUGCGUGUCUUCAACACCUAUGGGCCCACCGAGGCGACCAUCUCCACCGCCAAGGGCGAGGCCGAUGUGCGCGAUCCCAACCUGACCGUUCCGGUGCCGAGCCAGAUCCUGCCCAACUACGCCGUGUACAUCUUCGACGACGAGUCGCGGCCCGUGCCGGUCGGCGUGCCGGGAGAGAUCGUCAUCGGCGGCGCCGGCACUGGCAAGAACGAAUACCUUGAUCGGCCGGACCUGACGACCAGGCAGUUCCCCGCGGAUCCGUUCGCACCCCACGACAAGGAAGCCAGUGGCUGGGGCCACAUGUACCGCACCGGCGACUACGGCCGGCUCGACGCCCGCGGCCUGCUCGCCAUCGAGGGCCGCGUCGCCGGCGACGCCCAGGUCAAGGUCCGCGGGUUCCGCGUCGAGCUGGGCGAGAUUGAGGACGUCAUCAUCAGGGAGGCAGCCGGUGCGCUGGCCCACGCCGUGGUGACGCUGCGCGCCGGUAGCGAGGGCGGCGACCAUGAUGAGGUACUCACUGCGCAUGUUGUGGUGGAGAGCAACAAGGACAAGGACAAGGACAAGAGCGAGGCACAGGCAGCUGCCGAGAUAGUCGACCGGCUGCGCACUCGCCUGUCUCUCUCCCUCCCUCAGUACAUGAUCCCGGCCGUCAUCGUGCCCGUCGACCAAGUGCCCUUGACCGCCCACGGCAAGGUCGACCGCAAGGCUGUGCAGGGGCUCCCGCUCCCCGAGAUCAAGACGUCCGUCACCAAGAAACAAGAGCACCAGGAGGGCCUCACACAAACAGAGGGUCGCCUUGCCGACCUCUGGGUCGCCAUACUCCCGGCCCGCUCGUUGGAGGCUGGGUCGCUGGAGCCGCGAUCCGACUUCUUCCGCGCCGGCGGCAACUCACUGCUGCUGGUCAAGCUACAGGCUGCCAUCAAGAGCGCGUUUGGUGACGCACCGCGCCUGAGCAAGCUCAUGAACACGCCCCAACUCGGCAGCAUGGCGACGUUGCUCGAGAGCGAAGGUGCUGCCCCGGAUUGGGAUAGGGAGAUUGCGCUGGACUUGUUGGACCAAGUCCCGGCGGCAGCGGUGGCUGCAGAAGCUGCGGCGCACCAGACAAGAGGUUCAAAUCCUAACGGUGCCGGGCUUCGCGUCCUCAUUACCGGCGCUACGGGAUCUCUGGGCAAGCACACCAUCCCUCAUCUCGCAGCCGAUGAGCGCGUCGCACAGAUCGUGGUUCUAGCGAGGCCGGCCGAGGGUCGGGACCUGACCAACCUGUUCCCCGGCCUCGAAGCCAAGGUGCGCGUCGUGUCAGCUGACCUGCCAUGCCUCCCCGCCAACGACACCGCCGAGCUGGCAGAGAUCGACGCCAUCCUGCACAUGGCCGCCGACCGCAACUUCUGGGACGGCUACGGCCCUCUCAAGCCCGUCAACGUGGACGCCGCCAAGGCGCUUGCGAAGCUGGCCCUCCGCACCGGCGCCACGCUGCACGCCCUGAGUUCGGGCGCCCUGGAGGACUACGAAGCUGACAACGACGACGGCGACGACAACAACAGGUGUCUGCCGCGGCCGGACCCUGCCCAUGGCUACGUCUCGUCCAAGUGGGUGGCCGAGCGCUACCUCGCCGACGCGGCGCGCCGGGCCGGUCUGCGCGUCACGGCACAUCGGCCCACCAAGACUCCGGCGCCGGCUGAUGGUGGGGCGGCCCAUACACGGGAGAAACUGACCGAGGCUGAGGACGCGCUGGUCCGCCACUGUCUCCUCGUCUCGCCGCGUUUGGGCGUGCGACCCGACUUUGCCCACCUCGGCGGCACCUUGCACGUUGCGCCGGUCGAGGACGUGGCCGCCGCUGUAGCUGCUGCGGUCACCGCCGGCCAGCAGGGAUCCCAAGAGAAGGGCCUGCGCAUAGUCAACUACCCUGGCACGGCGAGUGUGCGGACCGAGGUCAUGGCAGCGUAUGCGGAGAAGCUUUUCAGGCAGCCGGAGAACGAGGCUGUGCAGAAGCUGCUGGCAGUCCCGGCCUUGCACUGGGUCGGCUUGGCGAAGCGUGCUGGGCUGUUCGAGUGGUUCUUGACGUCGCAGGAAUUGUUGGUAACUGAUGACGAAGGGCGAAGAGUGGUUUCAAGGCGGUAAUUCUGGAAGAACUCUAAGGCACCUAAAUAAGAUUGACCUGUGGCAACGAAGGGAAAGAAAAUAAAUUGGAUUCUUUAGCUUUAUUUUUCCCCAGGUUGUGUUGGGGAGUUGUGUUCCAAUAGCAC